Molecule: messenger RNA, 1331 nt
Organism: Aspergillus nomiae NRRL 13137
Lineage: Eukaryota; Fungi; Ascomycota; Eurotiomycetes; Eurotiales; Aspergillaceae
Product: ATP-dependent RNA helicase eIF4A
Exons: 3
Coding region: 438-1268 (276 amino acids)
Cellular component (GO): catalytic step 2 spliceosome; nucleolus
Molecular function (GO): ATP binding; RNA helicase activity; mRNA binding
Source: RefSeq, a predicted model, not a curated record
GAGGGGCCACCACUAUCACGCGAAUUGAUAUUAUUUUUUCUCGAUCUAUAGUGGAACCAGUGAAUUCAAAAUGGCGGACGGCAUUGACAGACGGGCAGAUGACCGGAUGGAGUUCAACACCUCCAAGGAGGUAACGGUUGCUCCGACCUUCGAGGACAUGCACUUGAAGGAGAGCCUCCUGCGCGGUAUCUACGCGUACGGUUACGAGUCUCCGUCGGCGGUGCAAUCGCGAGCAUCGUGCAGAUCUGUAAAGGUCGCGACACGAUCGCCCAGGCGCAGUCCGGUACGGGUAAAACGGCCACCUUCUCCAUCAGUAUCCUGCAGGUCAUCGACACCGUUGUGCGCGAGAGCCAAGCGCUCGUGCUCUCCCCGACUCGCGAACUUGCCACGCAGAUCCAGUCCGUCAUCAUGGCGCUCGGCGACUACAUGAACGUGCAAUGCCACGCUUGCAUCGGAGGCACGAAUAUCGGCGAGGACAUCCGGAAGCUGGACUACGGACAGCACGUCGUCUCUGGCACGCCGGGCGUGUGGCCGAUAUGAUCCGUCGGCGCCAUCUGCGCACCCGUCACAUCAAGAUGCUGGUGCUGGACGAAGCCGACGAGCUGCUCAACCGCGGUUUCCGUGAACAGAUCUACGACGUCUACCGCUACCUGCCCCCGGCCACGCAGGUAGUGGUAGUCUCCGCGACCCUCCCCUACGACGUUCUGGACAUGACGACGAAGUUCAUGACCGACCCCGUGCGCGUGCUGGUCAAGCGUGACGAGUUGACCCUGGAAGGCAUCAAGCAGUACUUCAUUGCCGUGGAGAAGGAAGAAUGGAAAUUCGACACCCUCUGCGAUCUCUACGAUACGCUCACCAUCACCCAGGCCGUGAUCUUCUGCAACACGCGCCGCAAGGUCGACUGGCUGACCGACAAGAUGCGCGAGGCCAACUUCACCGUGUCGAGCAUGCACGGCGAAAUGCCCCAGAAGGAACGUGACAGUAUCAUGCAGGACUUCCGCCAGGGUAACUCGCGAGUGCUGAUCUCGACCGACGUCUGGGCCCGUGGUAUCGAUGUCCAACAGGUCUCCCUAGUCAUCAACUACGAUCUCCCCACCAACCGUGAAAACUACAUCCACCGUAUCGGUCGAAGCGGUCGUUUCGGAAGGAAGGGUGUCGCCAUCAACUUCGUUACCAGCGAUGACGUGCGGAUCCUCCGUGAUAUCGAAUUGUACUACUCCACACAGAUCGAUGAGAUGCCUAUGAACGUUGCCGAUCUCCUUUCAUAAACCUCAUAACCACUCUCAUCUAUACCACCAAUCAAAUCCACUCUCAACCCACGGGCCGUAAUC